GCUCAUACUCCCUUACCUCCUUCGUCAUCCGCAGACUACGCCAUGCCAGGCGAAAUACGAACAGCGAAGCCUUCUGGGCUCAAAUCCUACUAUCAAGCGAAGAUCGAGGCUGCUGAGCUCCUCAUAAACCAGAAGACACAGAACCUGCGCCGUCUGGAGGCACAGCGGAAUGCUCUGAACGCGCGAGUGCGGCUACUCCGUGAGGAGCUCCAGCUGCUUCACGAACCGGGCAGCUAUGUUGGGGAGGUCGUGAAGGCUAUGGGCAAGAAUAAGGUCCUCGUGAAGGUCCAGCCUGAGGGCAAAUACAUUGUUGACACUGACUCCGAGAUCAAUAUCAACCUACUCACUCCAUCCCUCCGCGUCGCUCUCCGUUCUGACACCUACACAAUACACAAGAUUCUGCCUAACAAGGUCGACCCGCUCGUAUCGCUCAUGAUGGUCGAGAAGGUCCCAGAUAGCACUUAUGAAAUGGUCGGCGGUCUCGACAAGCAGAUUAAGGAGAUUAAGGAGGUCAUUGAGCUGCCCGUCAAGCACCCAGAACUCUUCGAAUCGCUCGGUAUCGCGCAGCCGAAGGGUGUACUCCUGUACGGCCCCCCUGGUACGGGAAAAACGCUGCUCGCACGUGCCGUUGCGCAUCACACAGACUGCAAGUUCAUCCGUGUCUCUGGUUCGGAACUUGUCCAGAAGUAUAUUGGUGAGGGCAGUCGGAUGGUCCGUGAGCUCUUCGUCAUGGCGCGAGAACAUGCCCCAAGUAUCAUCUUCAUGGACGAGAUCGACUCCAUUGGAAGCUCACGAGGAGAAAGCGGCUCGGGCGGCGGCGACUCUGAAGUACAACGGACGAUGUUAGAGCUGCUUAACCAGCUUGACGGUUUCGAGCCGUCGAAGAAUAUCAAGGUCAUCAUGGCGACUAAUCGGAUAGACAUCCUCGACUCCGCUCUUCUGCGACCUGGUCGUAUUGACCGCAAGAUCGAGUUUCCGCCACCGGGCCCGGAAGCGCGCGUGGCCAUUCUUCGUAUUCACUCGCGAAAGAUGUCCUUGCAACGCGGGAUCAACCUUCGCGCUUUGGCAGAAAAGAUGGGCCAAUGUUCCGGUGCUGAAGUCCGAGGCAUCUGUACGGAGGCUGGUAUGUACGCAUUGCGGGAGCGAAGGCAGCACGUCACACAAGAAGAUUUCGAGUUUGCCGUUGCGAAGGUCCUCAAGAAGAACCAAGAGGGCAAUACCUCGGUCAACAAGCUGUUCUCGUAAUGUAGGAUCGUUCAUUGUAUUCGUAGAUGAUGCAUAUAUUUUUGGCGCACGCUUUGUUUCUGUUGGAGACUUGCGACGUUCUCUUGCUGGAUCAAAGCGUCCGCCAUGGUUUAAUUCCUGC
This is a messenger RNA of Phanerochaete carnosa HHB-10118-sp, 1366 nucleotides long. RefSeq lists its product as uncharacterized. Gene Ontology annotation, biological process: proteasome-mediated ubiquitin-dependent protein catabolic process. Lineage: Eukaryota; Fungi; Basidiomycota; Agaricomycetes; Polyporales; Phanerochaetaceae. Gene Ontology annotation, cellular component: proteasome regulatory particle, base subcomplex. The transcript has 6 exons. The record is from RefSeq and is a predicted model, not a curated record. Gene Ontology annotation, molecular function: ATP binding; ATP hydrolysis activity; proteasome-activating activity. Bases 43 to 1245 code for a protein of 400 amino acids.